GCGAGUCACUGACGUCAGAUUGGAGCGUGUCAGCGGCCAUGGCGCGUCCCAAUAUAAGCGAGCAGCCGACCGUGGCAGUCCGUCAACACAUCGAGCCAGGCGGAGGACUCUCUCUCUCACACACACACACACACACACGCACACACACACCCCGGAACCUGCAGCGAUGCGUCACUCUCUGUUCCCCCUGUGCGUCCUGGGACUCCUCGCCCUCUCCUCCGCCUGCUACAUCCAGAACUGCCCCCGGGGAGGGAAACGAGCGCUGCCGGAGACUGGCAUCAGACAGUGCAUGUCCUGUGGCCCCGGAGACAGGGGCCGCUGCUUCGGCCCCAGCAUCUGCUGCGGGGAGGGCCUGGGCUGCCUGCUGGGCUCCCCUGAGACCGCUCACUGUGCGGAGGAGAACUACCUGCUCACCCCCUGCCAGGCAGGAGGGAGACCCUGUGGGUCCGAGGGAGGACACUGUGCCGCUUCAGGACUCUGCUGUAACUCAGAGAGCUGUGCGCUGGACUCUGACUGCCUCGGGGAGACCGAGGCCUCGGAUCCAGCCCGUGGCUCUGCAGGGAGCUCGCCUGCCGAGCUGCUGCUCCGCCUGCUGCAUGUGACCGCCAGAGGACAGACCGAGUACUGAUACUGUAUCUGUGGAGGUUCCUUCUCCUCCUCGGGGGCCUCGAGGUGCAACAGAAAUCCAUCAGCUCCAACUAUAACCAAUAAAAUACCUAGUCAAACUUUGUUCUCUCUUAUAAACAUCUUCUGCUCAGCUAAUUUAGUAUCUGUAUAAAGACAGACAGAGCGCUAUAGCUUCAACAUGUUUACUUAUUGGCCACUUCUAUCCCGAUCCUAGGGAGAUUUCAUGUUUGUUCCAACCAUGGAAAUGUAUAUACUAAUGCACAUACUGUAAACAAAUCUACGUGUGAGUGGAUAUUACACGCCUCAGAACAUCCAUGGGUAACGGCUGAAUGAUGACGCUUGAGCAGUUUGUUCUUCUGUAGUGGAGAUAUUAUUGAUUAAUAAAAAAAUGGGAGAAACAAUACAGAAUA
Messenger RNA from Scophthalmus maximus (turbot), 1037 nucleotides. It is a transcript of the gene avp, whose product is annotated as arginine vasopressin. The record is from RefSeq and is a predicted model, not a curated record. The transcript has 3 exons. NCBI's taxonomy places the organism in Eukaryota, Metazoa, Chordata, Actinopteri, Pleuronectiformes, Scophthalmidae. Gene Ontology annotation, molecular function: neurohypophyseal hormone activity. Gene Ontology annotation, cellular component: secretory granule; extracellular region. The coding region runs from base 167 to 628 and encodes 153 amino acids.